Paraglomus occultum is the source of this 507-nucleotide messenger RNA. The record is from the annotation of a GenBank genome assembly. NCBI's taxonomy places the organism in Eukaryota, Fungi, Glomeromycota, Glomeromycetes, Paraglomerales, Paraglomeraceae.
AUGGAUUUGUCCUGGUGUCCAGUUUGCGACAGACAAGUCUUUGCCAUGGACUCGUUAUACUGCAGCGAGAAAUGUCAACGCCAAGAUGCUAUAUCCCUGCCUAACCCUUCAAGUCUAUCAAAUUACACUUUUUCGAGACGUCAAAGCCCGAAAAGUUCUCCAUACGCCUCGCCCAUUGGAUCUCCACUUUCAUCACCAAUGUUGUACUUUACACGAAGAUUUGAUUACUUUGACACAUCCGAUGACUUAUCGGCUUCACCUGAAGAUUUACUGCUGUCAAAUCAGUAUGAUCGAGGAACACAUGAUACCUUGAGAGCGAGAGGACUAGAUGAGGGAAUAAACGACGACGGAAUGUGUCUAACAGUAGUUCACAUGAGUACUGUUGUUACCGCCGCCACAACGACAGUCACCACAAUAACAGUAGAGACACGAGAAGUACAACCGGCUCCAGUGCUUAAGAAGAAAAGGUCACUGAUUGAAAGUGCCUGGCGCAUGCUCUUCAAUUAG